This is a messenger RNA of Effrenium voratum, 1116 nucleotides long. Lineage: Eukaryota; Dinophyceae; Suessiales; Symbiodiniaceae. The record is from the annotation of a GenBank genome assembly.
AUGGUGGGCGGGAACCAUUGCCAGGCGCAAAUGGAACAAGCAGCGCCUCAGGGCCGGCGCUCUGCCGUCCUCGCCCUGCUGAGCGGCGGCCUUGCAGCGCAGGCUUUCCUCCUCCCGGCAGAGCGAGCGCCCGGCGCACGCGAGUGGCGCUCGGCACGCUCGGCGCCUUCGGCGCCGGGCCGCGGCGAGCCAAAGCCGCGGGCAGCAGCGUUGGCAGGCCUGGCGUUGGUGUUGGGUGCUUCGUCCACCCGGCGACGGUCGAAGCUGCGGGCACUGCCCUUCGGCAUUUCCGUGGUCGGCACGGGCUCGGCAGCACCGGAGACGGUGGUCUCCAACGAUGAUCUUUCCGAGAUCAUGGAAACGAACGAUGAGUGGAUCUCGCAACGCACCGGCAUCCGACGGCGACAUGUGCUUCGCCCUGAGGAGAGCCUAGCGUCGUUGUCAGCAAAGGCUGCAACGAAAGCACUAGAAGAUGCCAAGAUAUCUCCGGAAGACGUGGGGAUGGUGAUUCAUGCCACCUCCACCCCGGACGAUAUCUUUGGCACUGGCCCACAGGUGGCGUCCCUGAUCGGUGCAGAAUCAGCAGUUGCUUUUGACCUCACGGCGGCUUGUUCAGGCUUUGUUUUCGCCCUGGUGACGGCCUCGCAGUACGUCCGUUCGGGAGCCUUCAAAUCUGUGGUGAUCGUCGGAGCAGACUGUCUGUCUCGCUGGGUGGAUUGGUCCGACCGCGGCACCAGCGUCCUCUUUGGUGAUGGCGCUGGAGCUGUCGUGAUCACUGCCACGGAUGCCAAGGACGAUGCCUUGAUCGGCUUCGAGCUUGGCAGCGAUGGCAAAGGAGCUUGCCAUCUGGGGGUUUUGGCUGACAACGAGGCGAUCUCUCUCGGUGGUGGCAAGGAAGCCGGAUCAGCAAGCUACAAGAAGCUGGGCAUGAACGGCAAAGAAGUUUUCCGCUUUGCCACCAGCCGAGUUCCAGAGACGCUGCGGAAGCUGCUGGAGCGGCAUGAUGUCUCCGCGGAGGAGGUGGACUGGCUGCUACUCCAUCAGGCGAGCAAAGAGAGCGGGGCUUUCCUCAAAUCCGGCAUCCACUUGGGUCAACCCAACGGAUAUCCCCCAUAG